This is a messenger RNA of Pelobates fuscus (common spadefoot toad), 2297 nucleotides long. It is a transcript of the gene CDC6, whose product is annotated as cell division cycle 6. Gene Ontology annotation, molecular function: ATP hydrolysis activity; DNA replication origin binding. Gene Ontology annotation, cellular component: nucleus. The record is from RefSeq and is a predicted model, not a curated record. NCBI's taxonomy places the organism in Eukaryota, Metazoa, Chordata, Amphibia, Anura, Pelobatidae. The transcript has 12 exons. Gene Ontology annotation, biological process: DNA replication initiation; cell division; mitotic DNA replication checkpoint signaling. Bases 192 to 1853 code for a protein of 553 amino acids.
CCGGCCACGGUGUUCUGCAGCCAAUAAACGGGCUUGGCGCGAGUUUCCGAGCGCGCGCUGGUUCUCCGUGUGUUGGUUUUGGCGCGCUGCAGUCAGUCUGCAGACGGAGCUCGGUGAGGAAGAACACGCCAUAACGUUACACACACACAUUCCAUUCAAGGUUACUGCGAGCAUACACCGCCCGUCACGCCAUGCCAAGCACCAGGUCAAAGACUCAAACCUGUAUUGAGUACCCAAAGAAGAAGAAUGCGAGGUCACAAACUUGGGAUAAGGCACAAGGGAAGGGCAUUGUGGACCCUGGAAGCUUUGUGGGAAAUUGUAUUUCUCCUGUCUCAAAGGCACUUCCCUUGAGUCCCAGAAAGAGGCUUGGUGAAGAUAAUCUUUGCAACAUCCGUCCUCUAUCUCAGUGCUCUCCUCCCAAGUUAAGUCGCAAUGAGAAUGGGAUAGCUAGUCCUGCCAAAGGGAGACGUUUGCUGUUUAAUGAAAACCAAGCUUUAGAAGCACAUACUUCUCCUUUGAAGGAGCAAAAUUCCAAAAUCUCUUCUCCUCUUAGAAGGGAACAAGAAACCCCAACCAGUGCAAAUCACCGUAACCUACAAGAGCGCAAGAGUGUGUGCACUAGACUUUUUAAGCAAGAGGGCUCUUGUUACCAGCAAGCCAAACAUGCUCUGAACACAGCGCUACCAGAGCGUCUCCUGGCCAGAGAGAAAGAGACAACUAUUAUUCAGAACUUCUUGAAGAAACAUGUGUCUUGUGGGAAGCCUGGGAGUUUGUACAUUUCUGGAGCUCCAGGAACUGGCAAAACAGCCUGCCUAAACAUACUGCUGCAAGAGAACCAGGAUUUAAAACACUGCAAGACUGUGUACAUCAACUGCAUGUCCCUGCACAGCUCCCAGGCAGUCUUUCCAGCUAUAGCAGAAGAAAUUUCAGGGGAAGCGAAAAAUGCUACCGGAAAGGAAAUCAGAAAUCUAGAAAAGCUGGUGACCUCAAAGGGACCCAUCAUUGUCCUUGUGUUGGAUGAGAUGGAUCAGCUGGACAGCAAAGGUCAAGAUGUUCUCUAUACCGUGUUUGAGUGGCCAUGGCUUCCUAACUCUAGGAUGGUCUUGAUUGGCAUUGCAAAUGCUCUGGAUUUAACAGACCGAAUCCUGCCAAGGCUUCAGGCCCAUCCUCACUGCAGGCCCCAGUUGUUGAAUUUUUCCCCAUAUACCAAGGACCAGAUUGCUACAAUACUGCAGAGCAGACUGGCACAGGUCUCAGGUGAUCAAGUUCUUGAUAAUGCAGCAAUUCAGUUUUGUGCCCGAAAAGUGUCAGCUGUUUCUGGAGAUGCCCGGAAGGCACUGGAAAUCUGCAGGAGAGCAGUAGAAAUUGUGGAAUCGGAUGUGAGGAGCCAGACUGUCCUGAAGCCUCUGUCUGAAUGCCUGUCCCCUAAAAAAGAAGCUGUGUGUCCUGUCCCAAAGAAGGUCAGCUUGCCCCACAUCUCCCGUGUUAUUUCAGAUGUAUAUGGUGACAAAAUGGUUGCUAAUGGGGGAACAGCUGAAAAAUUUCCACUGCAACAAAAACUGGUAGUGUGUGCGCUUCUGCUAAUGACACAACAUAGCAAGAUUAAAGAGGUUACUCUGGGCAAGCUGCACGAGGCUUAUAGUAAGGUGUGUCGCAAGCAACAAAUGCCACCAGUGGGCCAAUCUGAAUGCCUGUCCCUUUGCCAACUCCUGGAAACUAGAGGAAUUUUGGGUCUAAAGAAAGCCAAAGAGACGCGACUUACAAAGGUAUCUCUUAAGAUCGAAGAGAAAGAUGUUGAGCACGCAUUCAAAGAUAAAGCCUUAAUCGGAAAUGUUUUACAUGCAGGUCUUUAAACGUCACAUCCAACCUUGAAUUGAAGAGGUUGCUGUAAAUUUUAUGUAAUGUCUUAACCAAUUUUUAAACUUUUUAUUUUUUUUUUAAAAAGCCCCUUCUCUGAGAGCAAGUAGUAUUAAAUGCUGUGACGACCAUGAAUUCCUCUGAUGGGGCACUCGUGUAAUCUUGACUCACAGGAGAAACUGUCUAAUAGCAUGUCAUAUUAUCAGACCGUAUGUGUAUAUAUACUUUUUAUUUCUUUUUAAUGGCAGAGAAAUUGGGCAACUCAUGCAAUGCUGCUGUGUGUAUAGUUUCCUUUUAAGGUUAUUUAAAUUUGCUACAAGCCAUAGCAAAUGAUAUUUUGGUAUCUGUAAGGUACGGUUUAGAUUUUUAAAAUCAGAGUUUUUAUGUACUCUAAAAUCUUUUAUUCAAUCCAAACCUCUUUUAAUAAACAUGAGAUUCGG